This is a messenger RNA of Tetrahymena thermophila SB210, 1008 nucleotides long. RefSeq names its product carrier protein. NCBI's taxonomy places the organism in Eukaryota, Ciliophora, Oligohymenophorea, Hymenostomatida, Tetrahymenidae. The record is from RefSeq and is a predicted model, not a curated record. The transcript has a single exon.
AUGAAUUAUAGCCACUUUGACUUAUCUGAAAAAGGAAUUAUUAGAAGGGUAGGUAUAAUUGCAUUUGCUUCAGCUGUAGGAGAAGCUUUAGCCUAUCCUUUCGAUAGAUUGAAGGUUAGAGAAAUAGCUCGCUAAACAUUUACAACUAAAUCUAUUUUCAAAGAAACUAAAGUUAUUUAUGAAGAUAUCUUGAAAGCAGAAAAAUCAUUUGGUGUAUUUUACGGAUUAAGAGCUGGUAUUGAUAGGAUUCUUUCUUAAAAUUUAGUUAGAUUUUUUGUGUUUGAUUUUUUAGUCGGUCGUCCUCUUUAACCUUACUCGCAAAUAAGUGAUUUCUAGCUCUACGUGUCUGCUAUAGCAGCUUAAUCUAUGAGUUUUUUAAUAUAGCAACCUUCUAAUAUUCUAAAAAUUAAAAUUUAAUGUGAACCUUUAGGUGUAGAUUAUACUAAAUAUGAAAGUUAUUAAGAAAAAUAUCGCAAAAUAAGUUAGUAUCACAAGGGAAAAUCUACCAUUUUUAUGGGAACUGGAAUCAGAAGUGGAUUGAUUCUCUAAAAUAGCAUAGCAGUAUCAGAAAUAUUUAUAUUUUUUAAAUUUUUAAGAUACUUCUACGAAGAAACUGAAAUUAAAAGCGAUGGGUUUAAGGUAUGCACAAGUGCAUUAUUAACAAGUUUAAUUACAACUUCUGUCACUCAUCCUCUUGAUUUUAUUUAUCACAGAUACUGUAUAAGAGCUCUAUAAGCUUCAGAAAUACCUUCUAUAAAUAAAUACAUACAAUAACUUAUAAAAGAAGAUAUGGGUAUAUUUACUCUCUACAAAGGUAUUGUACCUUCUCUAAUAAGAAACUCUAUUUUUACUCUAACUACCUUUUCUCUUUGGAAUUACUUCACAACUGUAAGAAGACAUGAAGCUUUAUAUAAUUAUUAUAGUCGUAAAUAUGAAGAAAAGUUAAUGAAAUCUGAUUCUCAUCAUAAUUAUGAAAUGACAGGUGGAAGAAAAAAUGUUAGGGAUUGA